CAACGACGAAGGACAAGAACCGACAAAACGCGAACCGCCAAAAGAGAGAAAGCAGCCAGCAAUCACAACAACACAUCAACAACAACCGACCGAGCAUCGCUGUUGCAUUGCACCACCACCUCUCUCUCUCUCUCUCUCUCGCCCGCGCGCGCGCCAUACACACCAGAUCGAGUGAGGAAGCAAGCCGGGCAAGGACGCAGAUAGCCUUGUGCAGGUGGACAGACAACAGCAGCAGCAAGCGUCCUGACUGUUUGUUCUGGGCUGUCGAUCCCAUCUCCUCACACCAGCGCGAAGCAGGAAACAAGAAACAGCGGACAACCAGACAGAGUGAGAGAGACAGGCAAAGAUGAAGCUGCUAGAGAUACCGGAGCUGGCGACGCUGAGCAGUGAGUGGACGGGGUUGCGCAGCGACUGUCGUCUCAUCUGCUCAAUACAGGCCUUUAGCUGCAAGAAGGCUGGGGAGGACAAGAAGCUGUACAAGCAGUUGGCGGGGGAAGGUGACAUGGAGGAGCUGGUGAUGCUCGCGCCACCUGGCGUUGUGUCUGCAGCAGUGGGCAUGGUUGCUGCGCCCGCUUCAUCCACGCGAUCACAAGAUGAGGAAGAGCAAGCAUACUGCAGCAAGAAAACGCUCUACUUCUUGAAAUCCACCCUCAACGCUGCAUACAGCCCAGACUACGACUUCAGCCAUGCAAAGGGAGCAGAGUUUGCGUUGGUACCAUCUGCGGACGUGGCGAGACAACACAUCUCCGCUGUGCUGUCGCCUGUAUUGGGGCGUGCAUACACGAGCCGGUCUGGGGAGCUGUGGUCGACACUGGACUCGCUCAUCAGCCUGGCGGACUGCGACGUGUUUCUCUACUGCGGCGACUCCCAGGACGACCCUUUUACGGAGGAGGGCACCACUUGGUCGUUUGCAUACCUCUUCUUCAACAAGAAGCUCAAACGCAUGAUCCUCUUCACCGCAAUCAGCCUCAGCAUCUCUGCGCCUCUGCAUGAGCUGGAGAACAAGGACGAUCUUCCCGAGGACUUGAUGUUCCAGGGAUCCACCAAUGCGGAGGAUGAUGAUGAUACGAUGGCCACGGAGUGGUGAUGUGUGGCGUCCGUUGUCCCACAUUGCGCCUUCUUGUUCUCCUUCCCCCUGCUCUUGUGUCUUGAUUGUGUACAUUGAUCCUUUGACCCCAACACCCCCGCCCCCUCUCUUCCGCGCUGGUGCACAGACAGACGUGCAAGCGUGAUUGCCUUCUCUCCUGCUUGUGUUCACCCUCCUUUCCUUGUGUCGUUCCCUCUUCGCUGCGAUGUCCGAUAUCACAUGACACCACCCCCUGCCUGUUCUCUCCUAUUACCAAGUCCACGCUGUUCUCUCUUCGUCUGCCCCUCGUGUUAGCUUGUGCCGUGACUGUUGGCGCCGCCGUGUUGCCGGUGCUGUCCACGUUAGCUCCUCCCUCUCCGCGUGUUUGCAUGUGCAUAGAAUAAUAAAACACCGUGAUCCGCA
This is a messenger RNA of Salpingoeca rosetta, 1489 nucleotides long. RefSeq lists its product as uncharacterized. The record is from RefSeq and is a predicted model, not a curated record. Gene Ontology annotation, molecular function: RNA polymerase III core binding. NCBI's taxonomy places the organism in Eukaryota, Choanoflagellata, Craspedida, Salpingoecidae. Bases 347 to 1087 code for a protein of 246 amino acids. Gene Ontology annotation, cellular component: nucleus. The transcript is spliced from 6 exons. Gene Ontology annotation, biological process: negative regulation of transcription by RNA polymerase III.